Glarea lozoyensis ATCC 20868 is the source of this 618-nucleotide messenger RNA. RefSeq names its product N-terminal nucleophile aminohydrolases (Ntn hydrolases). The record is from RefSeq and is a predicted model, not a curated record. The transcript has 4 exons. Gene Ontology annotation, cellular component: proteasome core complex; proteasome core complex, beta-subunit complex. NCBI's taxonomy places the organism in Eukaryota, Fungi, Ascomycota, Leotiomycetes, Helotiales, Helotiaceae. The coding region runs from base 1 to 618 and encodes 205 amino acids. Gene Ontology annotation, biological process: proteasome-mediated ubiquitin-dependent protein catabolic process.
AUGAGCUCCCCCUUCUCCAUCAAUGGUGGCGCCUGCGUAGCGAUGGUAGGCAAGGACUGCGUAGCCAUAGCAUGCGAUCUCCGACUCGGACUCCAAGCCCUCACCGUAUCCAACAACUUCCCCAAGAUCUUCUCAUACGGCGACGUCUAUCUGGGUCUCACCGGUCUCGCCACAGACGUAUCGACCGUCAGCGACCUCUUCCGUUAUAAAGUAAACAUGUACCGGCUCCGCGAGGAACGCAACAUCUCGCCUAGCACAAUGGCAAACCUAGUGUCCAGUUCGCUGUACGAGAAGAGAUUCGGUCCAUACUUCGUAAGCCCGGUUGUUGCGGGGAUCGACCAGAAGAGUGGGAAGCCGUUUAUUUGCGGAUUUGAUAGUAUCGGCUGUAUCGAUUUUGCAAAGGAUUUUAUUGUCAGCGGAACGGCGAGUGAUCAGCUUUUUGGUACUUGUGAAGGUCUAUGGGAACCAGAUUUGGGACCAGAGGACCUCUUCGAGACUAUUUCGCAGGCACUUUUGAACGCAGUUGACAGAGAUGCGCUAUCAGGUUGGGGAGCUCACGUUUAUGUUAUCGAGAAAGACAAGGUCACCAAGCGGUUAUUAAAGGGUAGACAGGAUUAA